Bradysia coprophila is the source of this 482-nucleotide messenger RNA. Its product is annotated as cytochrome c oxidase assembly factor 5. NCBI's taxonomy places the organism in Eukaryota, Metazoa, Arthropoda, Insecta, Diptera, Sciaridae. The record is from RefSeq and is a predicted model, not a curated record. Gene Ontology annotation, biological process: mitochondrial respiratory chain complex IV assembly. Gene Ontology annotation, cellular component: mitochondrion.
GUGUCAAAACUCCUAUGUCAAAGGUCUAUCCAAAACGUCUAGGCCGGAAAAUAGAAAACAAAAACAAAAAUAAAUUGAAAAUUAUUAGAAGAACUCACCAUGAUCACAUAUGAAACGGAUGGAGAACGACUGGCUGACACAACCGCUUGCGCUGGUAUCCGAGCGGAUUUGAAAAUGUGUUUAUUAGAGAGUAAUUGCUGUAGGAUCGAUAAAAAAACACCUCGAGAGUGUUUGAAGCAAGGAAACGUCCCCACCGAAUGUCAAGCUCUCCGGAAUACAUUUUUCGAAUGCAAACGAUCGCUGUUAGACAAUAGGACAAGAUUUCGGGGCCAUAAGGGAUACUAAGAGCUGGUUUUUUGUGUCGUACAUUUUACCUGGCAUGUUUCCGAAUCGUUAUCACAUUUUAGAUGCAGAAUGCAAUUAAUUAUUUAGAGAUAAUGCAAUUAAACGGCUGAACGUUGGUUCAGUGAAACUGUAAAAUA